ACUUUGACUCUGUCAAUGAUGUUUGUUUAAUCUCAUGUGGCAUGAAGAAUCAUUUUAUUGCGAUCAGAUGGACCAGACCAUUUCAUCGGGGUGCUGCCCGCACGUACUGAGGAGAGAAUAGAGCCUGCACGGGGUAUUCCUUACACAUGUUCCAGGGCUACUUGCCCCUGGCUUCCAAAUUCACCAUAUUCUGGGGUUUCUAAGGCAAAUCUCUGAUCGGGACAUAGGCAAUCAUUUCAAAGGAGCUAAGAGCCUAUCAUCAGUCGAUGCUGGACUGAGGAUAGUGUUGGGAUAGGCCAGCCUGAGCCAUGGCUCAUGGGAAGAAACCAGGGAAGAUCACCAGAAUCCUGGGACCCAGCCCUUCAUCGUGCCCAGGAGGAUCCAUAGAGAAGAAGCCAGGAACUAUUAGGAGAAUAUUGGCCCCCAGCCCUCCGCCCAGCCCGGGUCCCACAGGAUCCACAGAGGAGUCUAAUGAAGGACCUCAUGAUGAAGGACCUCAGAAAGAAAGACCACAGAGUUUGAGGAGUAAGGACACGCCACCCUGCCCUGACCCCCUAUCCACAGGGGAGCCUACUGAUGAAGAACCCUGGGGUCUGAGCAGCAAAGGCACAACUGAAAGACUACAUGAUGGAAUUCGGAGUCUGAAGAGUGAAGGACCUCCUCAACACUCGCAGAGCACCAGCAAUGAGGAGCUGGACAAUAACAAUGAUGAGAGGACCCCUGGGCCUGCAUCACCUGUCCCUGCUAGCCCAACCCAGGCCCGCCCAACCCAGGCCUACAGCAAAAUGACCCAGGCCCAGAACUACCCUCGGCAGUCAGACGCCCAGGCCCAGAACUACCCUCGGCAGUCAGAUGCCCAGGCCCAGAACUACCCUCUGCAGUCAGACGCCCAGGCCCAGCCCCGACAGACCCAGCAGCAUCUCAGAGAGAGUCCAACGAGCCCCAGCACCAGACCCACCUCUGACUCCCCAUCCAGUCAGGAGAGACAGUCCAGGGCUGUUAAACCAUCACCUGUCCUUACCAGUGCCAAUCCUUACCAGCCGUGUCUGAUUAGUCCCUCCAGUUCACCUCUUCCUGUCCCUGCUAGAGCUAGUGUCUCCUCCAAGAUCUCUCUGAACCUGCCCGGCGACUCCACCACCCCUGACAGCUUGGAGGAGGAGGAGGACAGCUGCUCAGAGUACGACAAUGUGGGUUCAGAUGUGGAAGGUGUGGAGCAAGACAUUGAUCAGGUGCUGCAGGUGGAAGACCAGGGUAUGGAGGUGAGGUACUACCCUGAGCCGCAGGAUGGUAUCUAUGUGGAACACCAAGACGGAACCUACAUUAAACACCAAGACGGAACCUACAUGAAACACCAAGACGGAACCUACAUGAAACACCAAGACGGAACCUACAUGAAACACCAAGACGGAACCUACAUGAAACACCAAGACGGAACCUACAUGAAACACCAAGACGGAACCUACAUGAAACUCCAAGACGAAACCUACAUGAAACACCAAGACGGAACCUACAUGAAACACCAAGACGGAACCUACAUGAAACACCAAGACGGAACCUACAUGAAACACCAAGACGGAACCUACAUGAAACACCAAGACGGAACCUACAUGAAACACCAAGACGGAACCUACAUGAAACACCAAGACGAAACCUACAUGAAACUCCAAGACGGAACCUAUGUAGAAGAAUGUGAGGAUGGACCCUAUUGCCCCAAGGAUGCCACCUAUGUAGAAGGUGAGGAUGGUACCUAUGUGGAGGGUAGUGUGGAGGGGGACAGCCUGGAGGGGGACAGCCUGGAGGGGGACAACAGCACCACUGUACAAUACAAACCCACAAGGCCACUGUACGAUCCUGAGUCUGAGGAGAUGCAGGAUAAAGAUAGAAAACCCUGUAGCUCUUCUGAGAAUUACCAUCAGUUCAAUGACAAUCCACAUCAGACACCCAAGGCUGGAGAUAAGGAAGAAAAAGAGGAGGUGGAGGGAGGAGGAGUCUGA
This is a messenger RNA of Oncorhynchus tshawytscha (Chinook salmon), 1994 nucleotides long. RefSeq names its product AT-rich interactive domain-containing protein 1A-like. The transcript has 3 exons. The coding region runs from base 309 to 1994 and encodes 561 amino acids. Lineage: Eukaryota; Metazoa; Chordata; Actinopteri; Salmoniformes; Salmonidae. The record is from RefSeq and is a predicted model, not a curated record.